AUGGCAUUGGAAUCUCGUGCAGAACACGCCAUGCCAUGGGUGGGAAUGUAUAUUUGUAUAGCAUCUCUGGUUUGCACUCUAGCAAUGGUAGCCGAUGUCAUCCAAGGUUUUCGACAAUGGAAGCUCUGGUUUCCAUGCAGAUUUUUUACCAUCAAUUCUGUUUCCAUUACACUGAUAGCAAUAUCAACAAAGCUACCGGUGGACUUGAGCUCCGACAUGUCUUCUGACAAUCAUGAUAUUCUAGCAAAGUUUGUCAGCACCAUUUUAUUGUUCACCAUGUUAGCCAACUUUCUUCCAUCUGUAGGGCUUAUGAAUGACAAGGAACUUUUGCUGAAUACUGUGGCCUUGUGGAUGCUCAUACUCACCAUUAAUUUUCAGCGUCUAGAAGAGUUUUACAACAACGGUACAAGGAGUUGCACAGUUUGA
This is a messenger RNA of Lactuca virosa, 426 nucleotides long. The record is from the annotation of a GenBank genome assembly. NCBI's taxonomy places the organism in Eukaryota, Viridiplantae, Streptophyta, Magnoliopsida, Asterales, Asteraceae.